Chroicocephalus ridibundus (black-headed gull) is the source of this 1988-nucleotide messenger RNA. It is a transcript of the gene KCTD14, whose product is annotated as potassium channel tetramerization domain containing 14. NCBI's taxonomy places the organism in Eukaryota, Metazoa, Chordata, Aves, Charadriiformes, Laridae. Gene Ontology annotation, biological process: protein homooligomerization. The record is from RefSeq and is a predicted model, not a curated record. Bases 204 to 944 code for a protein of 246 amino acids. The transcript has 2 exons. Gene Ontology annotation, molecular function: protein binding.
UGUUCCAGGGUUGUGCCUGGAGCAAACUGGAGCCUCCGGGGCAGCGUCUGGGCUGGCAGCUUGGAAAAAAACAGACCCAAGGAAGAAAAACCCAAGUGAAAGAGGAUUGAAGCGCGGCGAGGAGCCGUCCUGUGUGUGGGGCAGGACCUGAGCACAGAGCAGCAGGUUUUCUCACGCCACCGAGCCAUCACCUCCCGGGGGAGAUGAGCAUUUCGCCGGAGCACAAGCCCCUUGGGAAGCAGGUCACCAGCAGCCUGCACACGGUGAGUAAGUUGUCACCAAUCGUGGAGUUAAACGUCGGUGGGGAGAUGUACACGACAACGCUGAGCACCUUAAAGAAACACCCUGGCUCCAAGCUGGCAGAGAUGUUCACCGGCCAGCCCAAACUCCGGACUGACUCUGAAGGAAGGUUCUUCAUCGACAGGCCCGGCACCUAUUUCAAAUACAUCUUGGAGUACCUGCGCAGUAACCAAGUGCCCACCCAGUGCAUCCAGGACGUCUACAAGGAGGCGUUGUUCUACGACAUCGAACCUCUAAUCAAGCAGCUUGAGGACUCCCCGCAGAUCUUCGGGGAGCUCGUGGCGAGGAAGCAGUUUCUGGCUCGUGUGCCCAACUACAGCGAGAACAUCGAACUGAUGAUCCGCAUCGCCAGGGCGGAAGCGGUCGCGUCCCGCCGGUCCAGUGUCAUCGUGUGCGUGGUCAAAACUGAGGAGGACGCGGCCAGAUGUCAGGAUGCCUUGAACAGCUUGGACAUGGAUAAAAAAUCCGUGGUGAAGUUUGGUCCCUGGAAGGCAGCGCCAAGUAUUUCUGAUCUGCUGGACUGCAUUCAAAUGGACGUUGAAGCCAAAGGGUAUAAAAUAUCCUUUCAGCCCCACAUUGCUGAAAAAGGUUUUCGCUUCAAAUCGCAUGACUACUUCUACAAGUUCCUGUUCACCUGGUGGUAGCUAAGUGCCACCAUUGAUGGGGAAUGGAAGAAAGCGAUUGUUAAACAAAUUAACUUGGGCCACGGAGACUAAGCCAUGGACUACCUGAUAGACAGGAAAAAAACACAUGGCCCAAUGAAAGGAUCUCCUUCAGUUGUUUGCCAAAUUAAAGAGCACGUUUUUCUCGUGCUUUCGGGGAUAACUGUACGAUUUAAAAGGCAUCAGAAACAGGAGGAAUUUUACUCUUUCAGCGUUGCUGACUAUUAGGUAAGUUCAGAGAGCGAGAUCUGAGGGUCAAGCCAACCUCACUCAACCUAAGAGAAAUUAAUAAUCCCAGUUAUGUCUUGUGGACAUGUGGAGUUGGUCUCUCAGUGCAAAUGGGAACAGGUCACAUACGCGCAAUUCCCAAUGGAAUCACUGACAGUGCAUUAACACAUGCUCGACUUAAAUUUGGAUCCUUAAUGAGAAGGCAAAAAGUCGUCUUCUCACUGCUUUCCCCACUAGAACCUAGGUUAAAAAGAAGGAUUCAGUGUCCCAUGCUCUCUUCUUGUUCCUCCAGAAGACAGCCUACUCUCUAGCCAAUGUAUUUAUUACCGUUAUUUAUUAUUUAUUCUGAAGAAAAGAUAGAGAACCUCAGCUCUGGUCCUGGAUCAACAAAAGGCAAAAAAUACCAGCGCUGAUGAGAGGAGUUUAUAACCUAAGGACACGCACUCCUCUCUCAGGCUGCACUAUUUUAAUCUUUUUCUUAUGACAUUCAUUAUUAUUACGAUAUUAUUUCUAACUAUAUAAGCUUCUGGAAGAAUAGGGAAAACCCACCAGGAUUUGACGGGAAGGAAGCACUAUUGAAGCGACAACCUGGGACUUCAGUGCAUAUUCUCCUUCAAAGAACAUGCAUUGGGUCCCACAUCGUGUUUUAAAAAUCUUAGUAUUUGAAAGUUUAUUUUUAUAUUGGAGUUGGCUGUUAGCUUGGUUUUAAUCACUCUGAAAACCAUAAUGGCUAAUUCGAUUAUGAUCGUAUUUCCUUUAUUUCUUAUAAGAUGGAUUUCUUCCAGUUAAGGACAAUAA